CGCUCGCAAAGGUGGUCACGAUGGCCGCCAUGAUUCGAUGCAUAGCUCAGCAUCACAGCCAAGAAGCCCUGAGUAGCUGACCAUAGGCGAAAGCAGCCUGAGUAGCCUUGUCCCGCCCCUUUCGAAGCAAGCCUAUUGAACCCUCGGCAAGGACGAUGAUGAUGAACGGGAGGGAUAGUCGCGGCCACGGCGGUGUGGAUGGGCCGAGGGCGGGGAGGAGCGGCGCCACGUCUGCGUCAGAUCCUGCGAUAGAGAAGCUCUUCACGGGCCACAAGGAGACCGUCACGGGCGUCGCAUUCAACCCCAAUAUGUAUGUCCGUUCGGUGCAGGUGGAAUGGAACAGACAGGGGAUGUCAAUGCAUGGCAUGUGAUGGAUGUGUGCCAUUGGCAUAUGUAUGAGCUGUACGUGUGUUGUGUGUUGUGUGUUGCAGGAAGCAGGCCAUGUCGUGUUCCACCGACGGCAAUGUGUUUGUGUGGCACUUCAAGCCUCACACGAGGCCUCUGAGAUUCGCCGGACACAAGGUAGGUGAGGCGACACACUGCAGAAGAGUACUGAAUGGAUGGAUGGAUGCUGACAUCUGCGUGUGAAUUCGCCUCCCUCGUGUGUGCGGUGCAGGGUGCGGUGAAUGGCUUGUCUGUGAGUGCGUCGGGUCACUACAUCGCCUCCGCGUCCAACGACAAGACCAUUCGCAUAUGGGCCAACACGCCGUGAGAAACCAAGCCACAACACAACACAACACAACACAACAUACCGCACCACCACAGCUCCCACGGUGUGUGUGUGUGUGUGUGUGGCUUCAGGAAGGGCGAGUCGUCAGUGCUCAAGGUGAGUUGCCCUGGCCUGUGUGUGCGUCCUUUGGUGUGUGUCUGUCCGUGUCGGAUGUGUGUGUGUGUGUCGCGCAGGCGCAUGCGGGUGCGGUUCGUAGCGUCGAGUACUCCCGCAGCGACCGAUACCUCCUCACAGCAUCCGAUGACAAAACUGUCAAGGUAUGCAUGCGACUACCCUACCCAGCUGUGUGUCCCUCUCUCUGUUUGAGUGUGGGUGUCUGUCUGUCUGUCUGUCUGUCUGCUGCCCCCGUGGCCGUGUGGAUGUUUUGUGUGGGUGUGGCGGGUGGGUGAGUGCAGCUGUGGUCAGUGACGGACAUGUCGGGCACCUUCCACGCCUCCAUGUGCGGACACAACAACUGGGUGCGUACUUAACUUAUUCAGUGACCAACCCACCCACCCCACAUGGCAUGGCCCAGCCCACACAGACACAUCUGUUCUGUUCUGUUUGUUGACCGUCUGCCUGCAGGUGCGGUCAGCGUCCUUUUCGCCCGACACCCGCAUGGCCAUCUCGGGGGGCGACGACAAGACCGUGAGUGACAAAGAGUCCUCCUUCCUCUAUGAGAUGUCUGUCAUCCAUGUCAUGUGUGGUGUGUUGUGUGGCCACCUGGCUGUACCUACCGUGUGUAUCCAUCAGGUGCGUGUAUGGGACGUGGAGAGGCGGGACACCGUGGAGACCUUCUACGAGCACCAGGAGACCGUCUGUAAGUGGAGUGGUGGACUGGGUGGUGCCAGGCGGUCUUCCACCUCCCCUUUCUCCCGUGUGUUGUGUUGCGUUGUGUCGCCUCGUUUCUCUUGAAUUGAAUAUAUGACAGCGUGUGUGCGUUUCCACCCUGACGGGAACCUGGUGGCGGCAUGCUCAUUCGACAGGGCCAUACACGUACCUACCGUGGCCCUAACUGCAGACAGACAGACAUGCACACGGAGAGAGAGGGAUGAAAGGGCGAAGGAUCACUCAUGUGUGUGUGUGUGCAGGUAUGGGAUGUGCGCAGCCGCCGGUUGCUCCAGUGCUAUAAGGACCACACAGGCCCUGUGGUGAGCCAGACAGUGAGACCAACCCACCAACGCACCAACUCACACAUCACAUGUGCCUCCCUUGGCCUCAUAUGCCGUGUAUGUGUAUGUGUAUGUGUGUGUGGGCAUUCAGACGGCGAUAGCGUUCCACCCGUCGGGCAACUUCCUGCUCUCGUCUUCACACGACACUUCAGUCAAGGUGGGUGCUCGGGUGGUGGGUGACCACGGCACACAAGAUGUGUGCGUGUGUGUGUGUGCAUCUGUGUGUGCGUGUGUGCAGAUAUGGGAUCUGCGCGAGGCCCACCUGAUGUACUCAGUCUACCGACACGACGUAAGUCGGCACCAGUGAGGAAGGACACACACCAUCAACCAAAUCAACGCACCUAUGCAGUCGAGCAUUGAGCAUUCAUCUCGGUAUGGGUGUCCUGCAGGGGCCCACUACUUGCUGCGCGUGGUCGCCUAGGGGGGACUUCUUUCUGUCGGGUGGGUGGGUGGGUGGGGGAAUGACACACAGUGCCAGGCUGCCUGCCUGGCGCGCUCACCUGGUCGUCCUUGUGUGAUUGCAGGUUCGCAGGAUGCGAGCAUCAUCCUGUGGCGCAGCAACUUCGACCAGGCGCUUAAUAGCAUAGGUCAGUUCAGUCUGCUGAGCAGACUGAUCAGAUCAUAUUAAGGGGGAUGAAGAGGGGCGACUUGUCUUUAUCGGUCAGGUGUGGAUCAGUCGCCCAUCCCACCUGCGGCCGAAGUAGCCAGUGCCACUGUCGACUCAUCCCUUCGGUAGGGACCCCCGAGCUCCUCCCAACCACACACACACACACACACACAUGACUUCCCAUCAACCACGGCCUCUCCGACCUCUCUGUCUGUCUGUCUGUCUGGCUGAUGCAGCCCCCUACACCGUCCGUCGCGGCCCCCCCGCUGCCCCUCCCACGACCAUCCAUCCGCCCACACCAGCCGCACCGAAGGCACAUCCUCCAUCAGACCUUCUUCCACACGCGCACACCCACACCCACAGCCACAACAGCCACAGGCACACGCCAAGGCACCCUCCCACCCGUCCGCUGCUGCAUCGGCCCACCGGCCCAGGUCCAUCUCGCCAUUCCAGCUGCUGGGCGACCGACACAGGGAGCGGGAGAGGGAGAGGGAGAGGGAGAGCGGCAAGGGCAGCUGGACGUCGGUGGAUGUCUUGUCCGCCGCUGCCGCUGCUGGUGGUGAGAUGGGCAGGCAGAGAGGCGGCUCUGUCCCCGCUGCCACUAGCACCGCUGCCGUCGGUCAGACUGAUGAGGAGGAGAGGGAGAGCCAGGUGGAGGGAGCCGGUCUGGGUGCUGGUGUUGGUGUUGGUGGGAUUGCGCCAUUGGUGGUCCCGCAGAUCCCCCAGACGGCAGUGAGGGGCUUCGACUGGUCGCAGCUCCCGGAGAGCGUUGCCAGGACGCUGGACGGCCUCACCGCACAAAUGGACAUGAUAGCCCAGUGAGCCAAACACACACACUGACUGACACGCCCGGACACACACACAACACACACGUCAAUCAUCCUCUGUGUGAUCUGAUGACAUGUGUGUGUCAGCACCAUGAGGUUGCUGGAGUCCCGCAUGACGGUCACGGAGAACCAGGUGUCGCAGAUCUUUCAGAUGGUCAAGAUGAACACAGCCAACAUGGCCACCACCACCACCCCCACCCCUCCCACUCCCAGCCCCCCUCACAUGCCACAGCAGCCGCCACUGCCCCCGCAGCCGCGCCCGCGCGCCUCGCCGCCCCCAGCCAUGCCGUUCCCUCCGCCAGUGCCCACCUCUUACACAACCACAUACACGACAGCACAGCCAGCGCCCCCAGCACCCCAGCAGCAUGCGACGGAGGUCCCGGUCGCGGAGAGGACGGUGUCGGCUCCUGCUGUCACGGAUUUGAUUGCUGGUGGUGCGUAUGGGGGCGUCUCGCCGCUCUUUUCGCGCAACACGGAGAGGGAGAGGGAGAGGGGCGUGUCUUCGCCGGUCGUCGUGACGGGCAUGCCGCUCGCGCCGCCAUCGCGAAGUGAGUGAGUGAGUGAGUGAGUGAGGGAGGGAGGCAGGCAGGCAGGCAGGCAGGACCCGCCCGCUGUCCACGGACACACAUACACAUACACAUACACAUACACAUACGAACACACGCUGUUUGUGUCUGUGUGUAUGGUAUGUCUUAUCGACCAGGCACGACCACUUCCCCGCCCAUCCUCCAUGCGGCCCCCAUCCCCGAAAUGAGCCCCAGCGACCCCUCCCCCUUCUCGUCGCGCCCCGGCGCACCCAGGACAACAGGCGGCAUCGGGCUCUUCCCCUCAUCCACAGACACCCCGUCAUCCCCUCCCCCUUACACACCUCCAACCACGGCGGCCGUGGAGCAGCGCACUUGGUCCCCCAGCAAGCGGCCCCCGCCAAGGGAGCUGCCCACAUUCAGUCACGAUGGCGAUGGCAACGGCGGUAGCAACGGACUUGUGGAGACCAUGGCGCAGAAGCGGGCUGAGAUCCUCCAGGGGCUCGGGGACGCCGAAUCGGCGUUGCUGCCCCCGCCCCCGCCGCCCCCUCCCCUGCUGGCAAGUGUGCUGACCGAGCCGGUCCCACUGGAUGGCGGCGUGGGCAUGAACAUGAUGAUGGACAUGAUGGACUCUGGUGCCGGGGGCGGCGGCGGCGGCGGUGGCGGUGGCGGGGUGGGUGUGAGCGAUGUGCAGAGGGAGGUGCUCAACUACGGCAGCAAUGAGGAGCCGCAGGAGGGGGCAGAGGCGGCUGGAGUUGCAGUUGCUGCCGCCGAUACUGCUGGUGCUGAUAUUGGUGUGUCCGGCGGAGAGAGAGAUGGAGAGGGGGCGACGGAGUCGUGUCUGGCAGAGGCGGAUGCAGACGAGGGGGAGGGCGACAGCGAUGCCAACAAGGAGAAGAGGGAAUGAACGAAAGGGAAAGGGGGGGGGCGGUUCAGUCGAUAUUUAAGAUUUGCCAUCCAUUUCGUUCCACACCCACCCGCCCACCCGCCCGCCCGCCCAGGAAGGACGGAAGCCAUACCAUGGUGGAGGGAGGGAUGGAGGGAGGGAGGGACACUUGGGGGGAGAGAAGGAUGCCUGCGAUGCCUAACCUAUCGACUGAUCUAUCAGCUCAGCAAGCAAAGCAAUGGAUGGUAUGGUGGCUGGCGUGAGUGUGUGAGUGACGAUAGGCAGCGGGAGGGCAGGAGCGAGCGGCCGUAGCCGGCCAGGCAGCAUAGCAGAGCGGCUGCUCACCUGCCUGCCUGCCUGCCUGCCUCCCGCGCGUACCUACCGACGUGUGGAUGGGUGUGUAUGCGCCAUGCGGCUGUGUGUAGAUGGCUGUCCGUCCGUCUGACUGUGCGUGAGAGUGUGAGAGUGUGCCUAGCUGGAUGUGGCUGGUCGAGCGGGUGGGGCGGGC
This is a messenger RNA of Vitrella brassicaformis, 5233 nucleotides long. NCBI's taxonomy places the organism in Eukaryota, Vitrellaceae. The record is from the annotation of a GenBank genome assembly.